Messenger RNA from Dendronephthya gigantea, 3002 nucleotides. RefSeq lists its product as uncharacterized. Lineage: Eukaryota; Metazoa; Cnidaria; Anthozoa; Malacalcyonacea; Nephtheidae. The transcript is spliced from 9 exons. The record is from RefSeq and is a predicted model, not a curated record. Gene Ontology annotation, cellular component: membrane. The coding region runs from base 11 to 2290 and encodes 759 amino acids.
CAACGGCAGGAUGUCGUGGCUACUUCAUCGACACUUGAUCUUCCUUGGUUUAUCUUUGUUGAGGUUUGAAGGUUGUGAAGGGUUUUUUCUCAGACAUACUCCGUCUGGAAAGUGUAUUUCUGCAGAAGAUUUAUUUUGGGAGAGUAAUUCUGGCACACGUUAUUGGGCUGAAAUGGUUGACGACUGUUUGAGUAAAAAUGCAUCAUUUCGUUACCUUCAGAGCGAACUUUUGCAAAAUAUCGCCACAGAAGGAAACCUUUUAGCUUCUAAUAUACCUAGAUAUCAAAACCGUUUGUUCGUAUUCGGCGGCAAAAGUCACAGAGGAAAAAUAUUCAUGAACAAUCCAACUCACCGUUUAAAACAAACCAAUGCUGGAUCGCUAUAUUUCUACGACAGCGGGACGAACUCGUGUGCUCAGCCUGAUGCGAGAAGAAAAUAUAUUGAUCAAAAAGAGAAUGGAUGCAGGGGUACAGCGGAACAAAGAUUUACUUUUGGUUCAGUGACAGAGUAUGGUACGAAAAUGAAAGAUGUUCAUUGUUCUCCAAUACAACAUAUGAUGGUUACAAAUGUUCGUUACGGAGACUUUAUUGCAAAUGGCAAGUUUGAUGCCGAUGCAAGCAGUGAUGUCGAGUGUAAUGCUGUAGCAAGUUGUAUGGUUAAAUCUCUUUGUGGUGGAAUUAAAAACAAAUCUUGUGACCUGACCAUUAACAACAGUUUACUGCCACCAUCCCUUUGUUCUGGUCGUACUGAAGAAGUUUUUACCGAAUACACCUGUGUGGAUAAUUAUUAUCAAGCAAUAACAACAGCGCGUAACAUAAGGUUGUGGAAUUCACCAAACAGAGGAUACCUUCAAAUAAAAGAUGGUUCUGGUUGGAGGUAUGUCAGAGAAGAAAAUUGGGAUAAAAAACGUCAAAAAAUGCUGUGUCAGCACAUGGGGUUUGUUGAGACUGCCAAAAAUAUUAUUUGGAGAAGAAGAAUAAGAUUGCUUGAAGGACUUAAGAUUGCAUCAGGGGACUUGAUGUGUUACCGCAGACGCUUAAGACGAACAUCAUGUUGUGCUCAUCUUGUUCUUUCAACAACCAUGUCAUCUGUUCCUGUACCUUAUGUUAAGUGUAAGAUGUGCAAUGAACCAGAGUUACUCCAAAACCGAACAACUUUUCCAGAUUCCGUUUUCUCUGGAAGUGGCUCUUAUGCUUUGAUGAGCGCAAGAUUUGAUAGAAGUGGUUGGUGUACCGAAAUUAGCAGACCAAAGUAUCUGCUGAUUGAUCUUCAGAAAGAAUAUCACAUAACCCGAGUCGUAACAAUGGGUAAUAGAGACCAGACUAAAUGGAUUGGUCAGUACAUAAUGGCGUACAGCUUUGAUAACAGUUUUAGGCACGCAAGACAGAUGACUGGAAACACAAACGGCUUUCAAGCAUCAAUUACUAGUCUUAAUAUUUACAACGUGAGGCAUAUAAAGAUACAAUCAAAUACGAAAACAGAUUUUUGUUUACGAAUAGAACUCUGUGGAAAAGUUCAAAUGCCAGCACCUGUGAAAGAUGUUAGAAUUAAAGUUAAAAAAAAUUCAGCUAAAGUGUGCUUGGACAUAGAAAGAUCGGCAUCAGCUUCGAGUUACAUCAUAAAGCUCAAUGUAUAUCUUAAUGGCGAAAAACAUCAGACUGUAACUCGGCGACAAUCCUUUGGUAACUUCAGCAUUACUGGACUCACACCAAACACUGUUUACUAUGUUGGAAUUGAGACGGAAGAUGGUUCUUCCCAAAAAAGCAGCCGAGUUUUUAUGUUUAAGACAAAAACAGGAAAGGCAAACAACGAAGAUGACAAGCAGAUUAACGAGACAUCAUAUAAGAAAAACGUAACCACAUAUAUUACUGCUGAUAAAACUACCGGUGAAACAUGUAAAAGUAUUGCUAAAAGCCACCAAAUGCCAGGGGACGUCGUAUACGAUAACAGACCAAUUCACGGAACACGAUCUUACUUAUCUGGUGUAACAUUCGUGGCGGGCGGAAUAUUCGGUAUAUUGCUUUCUUACGUUGUCUGGCGUUUUCGGCGUUACCGAAAACGCCGGAAACAUCAGGCAAGCUCUGAAGUUCCAGGGGCAUCAACAGACAAGGCUGGACAAAACGCAACCUAUGACAGCCUGGAUCUCACCAAGAUGAACUUUGAAGAUAACUAUCAAUCGCUGAGGAAGAGUCUGAGUGGAAAGGAGGAAGAAACAUGUGAACAUGCUGAACCUUACACGCAAUUGAAUAAAAUUAGAGAAAUCGAAGAACAUUAUCAAGCUCUUAAAUGAAUAAAGAUAUACCACUCUUUUUCGCGGAUUCAGGUUGAGUGUUCAUUGCUCAAAAACGUCACAAAUGAAGCAGGCCGAUUAUUUAUGCCGAUUAUUCUUAAUAGUAGGAAAUAUACUAUUAGUAAAGAAGGUGAUCACAAAACAAGAUUUUUUCCUGAAACGUUCGUCGAUAUACGCACAGCCAAACCUCUUAAGGUCUCGUCAGCCGUUGUAUCUAAAAUUUUGAAACGCUAUUGCUAAGAUUAAUUAGUUCUGCUUAAGCCAGCCGCGGAUGGAGGUCCUAUAUAAAACAUAGUCUUUUACCUGACGUUGUUCUGCAAUAUAUUGAGUUUUAAAAAAGCCAGCGUCCAUCUAUUGCAUAUAAUAAAUCUUGCCAGAAUUUUACGAGUUUGUAGACAUGCUAUAUAGAAUGCGUACCAUGCGUAACUGCUGUCGCUGAUCUUAAUAGAGAUUGUCGGUUGCCACACGGAACAAUCGUCUUCUUGCCUGAGUUUAGUAAUCUCAUUAUUUGAGAUUUAGGUAUAUACAUGCACAGCCGUGCCAACGUCCUCAUCACGAUUAGCCAAUCAUAUUUGAGCUGAAAUGACUAUUCACCAAUUAAAUUAAGGCAGUGGUCACAUAACCCGGUAUGGAAAUAUCAAUUUAUGGAGGGAAUUUUGAAUAUUUUGAUCCAAGUGAUUGUUUAUAUUUUUACACACCAAGUUAUACACAU